AGUAUGGGCCACCCUUGAAUCAUUCACCCUCGCGACUUCAGAGAGGAGUCGCACGUGCAGCGGAGGUUGAAUCCCAUCGUCGCGUUUCACAGCCCCUAAUUAUUUGCUAUUCCUGAGUUUUUACUCGGAUGUGGAGAAGAAUCUUACUUUGUUCUGAUGCGGCUGGUGGCGCCGGCACCCCGCCUUCAUCCCUUUAGCUCAGUUAUGAGGGCUUUCAAUUAGGAUCUGCAAUGUCAGAAGCCCCACUAUCCCUCUUGCGUGUCCUGAGUGCUUUUUGAGCUUUUGGGUUGGAGAAAGCGGCAUGAAGUGGCGAGGACGCUGCUAAAUAGAACGGAGUAGCAGUUGUUGGGGAUUCUUCUAUGUGAGGGCUCUGUUGUGAGCGAUUGUCGAAUUUGUGGGGUUGUUCCUGUUUGGAUGCCCAAUACAUGAGUUGGGUAUCUCUACUGACUUCCUGUUUUGUUUACUCUGCAAGUCGGGACUUGCAACUAAGUAUUACGACAUGAGUAGCGUUUGUGCGUGGAUGUGAGAGAGCUGGCGAGCUUCCUGGAUGAAGCGGCGUUUUGUGAUAGUCGAGCUCAGCGUUGGGAGGUUGGAGUGAAGAGUAAGAGGAGGCAGAGAAGCUGGGGUAGAGGUCGGGCUGUGAAUGUGCAUGUGAAGGGAGUGUUGGUGACAUCAUGCCGCGUUUUCUUCCUGUGCAAUGCCAUAAGUGCUCCGUGCUGCAGAUCAAGCCGGCCCAAAAGUCCGGACUCAAAUGGUGCUGCAGCAUGUGUAGGAAGCCUGAGAUUAAAGUCACCACAGACACCGAAAGCCCUGUGACAGAUGUUAGCCUGUUCGUGGAGGAGCUCAAUCUUCCGCAGUCAGCAGAAGAAAUGGAAUCUGUGUCCAACACAUUUCAUGGCGUGGAGAAUCUAGGUGGGAUUGGUAACUGGGAGGGAUUGUACUUCCAGUCGGCCCACACUCAGUUUCAGCAGAAUAAUUGGAAACGCGUCAACCCCAUAAAGGUAUAUGAGGACGACUUCGUAAAUCAUACACAUGUAGGGGAUAAGCGAGGUGGAUCUCAGCACAGGCAGUUUCUGGGCUACUUGUGGGGACGAUGGCACAACAAAUCUUCGAACAAGGAUGUGGUGGAGCUGAUGGAGUUUGCAGGGGGUGAUGGAAACGAGGACAAUGUUCAAUGCUCCUAGAUUUUUUUGUGUACAUAGCAUGAGUUCGAUCAAUUGUGUAAAUUAUAACUGAGGAUCAUAAAUUAUUUCCAUUGCAAAUUCA
Physcomitrium patens is the source of this 1266-nucleotide messenger RNA. RefSeq lists its product as uncharacterized. The record is from RefSeq and is a predicted model, not a curated record. Lineage: Eukaryota; Viridiplantae; Streptophyta; Bryopsida; Funariales; Funariaceae.